AUGUCCUCGUGGCGCUCAAAACUUCCUACAGUAACCCAAGUACAGUACUUCCUGAAGGGGAUUGUACAUGAGCAGGAAGUAGAUUAUUCGAGAUUCGAGACAAGACUAGAUGGCUCAGAUGUGAUCACAUUCAAAGAAAACGACAAGGCUUUCCGGUUAUUUGGAACAAAUGUUCAUGUGAAAGUCGGAUCCUACAUCGCUUGUGCUAUUGGAUUUGCUGUAACCACUGCAUUCUGCGUCUCCUACUCUCUCUUUCACUCUCGUGGUCAGGGACGGAAUCCCUUUAUCGAUCAUUUAGAAAUCAUUGACCUGAUUUUCGCUUUCCUCGUUGGCCUUCCAUGCCACGUUUUGUUGUUCUAUGGGCUCCAGAAGAGCAAGAAGGUGUUUUUCAGCCCAUUCCUUGUAUUCUACAUGACAAACUUCAUUUUGAACUGCAUUUUCACAAUCCUGACUCUUGGCGCAUUUGCCAUGGACGUACAUCGAAGAGUUUUCGGGAAUAUUCGAUUUGAUUUAGGAUGGACUCUGUUUCAGAUCGCUUUCACCGCCGCCCAGGGACUCGCAAUCUAUGUGGUGAUGCGUGGUAGGAAAUAUGUGGCUGCCAAGAGCUUUUGGAUGGAUAAAUACAACCAGAGAACGGGUCCUGAUGAUAUCAUUGAUGCUGCUUGA
Molecule: messenger RNA, 666 nt
Organism: Caenorhabditis briggsae
Lineage: Eukaryota; Metazoa; Nematoda; Chromadorea; Rhabditida; Rhabditidae
Exons: 6
Coding region: 1-666 (221 amino acids)
Source: RefSeq, a predicted model, not a curated record